CUUCGAUCGAGUCAAAGUGUAAACAAUGAUUUUGAAACUAGUUGUUCUAGAUCACGACUGUGAUUGGCUGCUUCCAGGAAAAGGCUGCGUGGAAAAACAUUAAGUGUUCACGCGUUAGAAGCAACUGCAUGGUGAUUUGCAAACCUUGUGACAGGUUGCAUUAAAAGAGGAAAAUCAAGUGAGCUACUUCAGUAUUAUCAUUAAUGCUUCAGCAGCCGAGAUGGAGCUAAGCACUUCAGGUCGUCACGAUCAAACGGCUACCCAAAUCCAAAUCAGACGGAGAGUCUAUGAUGAAUAUCUUCUUAAGACAGUUGACACGGCAAGGGAUGGAGGUUUGAAACACCAACUACACACUCUAUACACAAGACUCUCUUCGUGUUCUUGUUCUUGGCAUGUAGUUUCGCGUUUCCUCGUCAGCCUCGCCCCGAUUUUUCAAUGGCUACCAAAGUACAGCAUAAAAGAGAAUCUGGUGAAAGAUUUGAGCGGUGGGCUAACAGUUGGAAUAAUGCAUAUCCCUCAAGGUGAUUAGUGUAUUGUAACACAUGAAAAGUCUUUUGCUGUGGUAAUGACAAACUUUCGAGUUUUAGUUAUUUUAGUUAUUUUUUGAAUUUCCACUGUAAGCCGGUCUUGUUUACCUUUUUUAAAUUACGUAAUUACUUAAUUAACAUUGUUCAUUUAUGAGGGCCCCACUGAGAUCCGCCAAGGCGAGUUGGGCUCCCUCUUUAAAUAUGAUGAUUAUUAUUAUUAUAAUAACUAUAGUAUAAAUGACUCGUGGGUUCAAACCUUUCUCUGAAUUAUAACUGUGUACAUCUAGUAUUUCCUAAAUCUUUGCGCCUACGUCGCUCACCAUCAAACUUUCAUCCCGUGGUUCUCAUAAGUUCUGAAUUUGGCCAAUGUCGUACGAAUGUAUGGGAAAGCGAUAUUGCAAACCAUUCAGUUCGAAAUCACCAUUGUCGCCUCCGAAAUAGUCCAGAAUUCUCUAACUAAUCGCCUUCAACACUCUGCAAAUAAAUAUUAGCAAUGAAUUUUUGUUUUUUUGUUUUGUUUUGUUUUGUUUUUUUUUUUUUUUUUUUUGGGGGGGGUAUCGCAAGUCUCAAAGUUCAGUUUAAUGAAAAAGACUACUGAAAUGUAUUCGAUUACUUUUUUCAUGUUCCAGAUAGUUUGCUGCUAAAGAUUAAAGUCCAGAAAUUAUAACAAAGCAGUUGUUAGUAUGACGAUCAUGAUAAGUUACUUAAAAAAAAAAAAAAAGAUAAAAGGGCUUGAGAGGCGUGUUAAGGCACAUGACACAGACUGGCAAAAUUUGCACGAGAUUUAAGCCGGCCAUGUGCACAAUAUAUCGGACAGCUUUUGCGCCGGCGCGAAAACUAUACCGGAUAUCAGGGCUUCUGUUUCGUACAUACGGACGGUGAUUCAAGCCAUUUCUGUAACGAAGCGAAGCUGCACCAGGCCAAUCUCUAAAGUGGAGAGUCACAUAUCGGAUAGGUGUUCAUACUAUACCCAAUAGUAUCAAAAUAGCCUAAGAGGAAAGAGUCCUUGUUUUAGAGAGAUUUUACCCAGGCCAAACGAAAACAGAACGUUACAGUGCACGAUCGAAGCUAAAGUUGAAAAUGAGUCAGUGCUAUACUCCGAUCUUUCUAUGAAAACUACACGGUCUACACGGGUUUUAUAGCAAAAUUCAAUGAGUAGAAACAAGUAAAAGUAGUCAGAUGUUUGUGUGUCGUUGAGUUUGUUUAUCGGUCACGUGGUGCCUGAAGGAAAAAUAAUGAUAGUCACGCGAUUUUUUAAGGAGAAACGGCUACAGACUAUCAAGGGCUCAAGGCUAAGAGAACUAUGGUUUUUCUUUGGGAAAAAGGAAAUUUCGUUUUAUUUUGUCCGGUAGUAUAAGCUUAACUAUUGUAUUUCGUUUAGCUUUCAACAGGGUUUGUCUGGCUAUUUUUUCUUUAAAUCUUAUUGAGUAUACUGAACACCCGCGAAUAAGAACCUAGUGGAUUAAGAACCUCCUGGCAGAAAUUUGCCACUUAAAUACCCAAUAAUACAAGAAACUGAUUAACCAAGCAAGAUCAAGCAGGUUCUUAUAUGUAGGUUACAGUUAAUUUAUCAUGAAUAAUUUAACCAAGGAGUGUUACUUUGAGAUUGUAUACUCAGACUAUUUGGAUAUAGAGUGAAUCUUUCAACGCUAAGAAGUCUUUUUUUAAUCUCCUUGUAAGAACCAAUAAAGUAGUUGUUAAGGAGAAACAAAAAGCAAACUGCGGUGAUAAGCCUGGUUUUCACUAGCGCAUAAGCAUACGGACAUACGCACGCGCAGAAUGGCAUAUUUGACUCUGUUCUCGAUACAAGCUCUCCUCAACCCAAUGAUAAACAAGAUGGCGGACGAAGCGUCGGCCAUAUUGUAUUUGAUAUGUUGGCAUGAGGUCUGGGUCAAAGUGACCUAUGAUUGGUCCACGGCCUUGUUUUAUGGCGACCCAGGUUUCACUAGUCAAAGCUACAAGCAUAAGCACAAGCACAAGCGCAAACUUGUCCGUUUUUCUUGUGCCUAUGCUUAUGCUUAUGUCGACCAAGUUUUCAGUUGCUUACAUAUGUGCUUAACCUUAAGCUUAUGCGCUAGUAAAAACCAGGCUGAUCUUCGAGUUAUUUUCCAAAGCACGCAUCGUAUUAAGUCUCUUUUUCCCUACAAAGACAGGCUCACCCGUGCUCAAAUGUCCAGGGUUGUUUAUAAAGCUAGUUGUUGAUACUGGCAGGAUUUCUACAUAGGCAUAUGUCAUCUAUCGUGUCUUUAAUUAGUUAUUUAUUCUACAUUCAAACUUCUGUUAUUAUUCAACGGUUAAUUACUUCUGAAGAUGUAUGUUGCAACAUACGAAACGUGAAGAUAAAGUUUUAGUUCUUUCCGGAAAUGCGUUAACAUUUUCUUAUAUUUAUCACCGCAGUUUGCUUUUUGUUUCUUCCUAAGCUAAGAUAGCCAAAAACCAGUGUAUCUACGAUUAAGGUAGUCGUUAUACUGAAUAAUCUUUGUUUUUUAAGGUCUGGCUUUUGCAAUGUUGGCAUCUCUUCCUCCUGUUACUGGACUUUACACCGCAAUCAUUCCUGUCCUACUUUACAUGAUCAUGGGAACAUCAAGAACUCUGUCCGUAGGUAAGUUACCUAAAUAGACCCAAAAGACCUAUUGUUAAUGACCUUUGUGCAGUUUGUACAAAUGUAAGUGGGUACCCUGUGCACCAUCUCUUGAGUGCAGAAGUCAAAUUUUAAGGAAAAUUAGAUUUAGAGUUAUAAUAUCAUUCAUUAAUAAGCCUCUUGUUUUCUUUUGCCGUCACGUGACAGGUAGUUUUGCAGUGAUUUGUCUGAUGGUGGCACAGGUCUGUGAGCGUGAAGUGGCUUUAAUGUCAUUUGACCCUACUCCUACUCCAGGAAAUAGUACGGGUCCCAGUCCCUCUCCAACUCCCAGCAGCAGCUUAUGGACCCCAAAGGACGCAGCCAAACUAGAAAUUGCCAUAACCCUGUCGUUCCUUAUAGGAAUCAUACAGGUUAGUAGCGCGAUUCUACAGUAGAAUGAGGAAAAAAGGAAGACCGGAUAGUCUGAAAUGUCAGUCACAAAAAAACCGUAAAUCGAAUGCGAUUGAGUCUACCGGCAUUGACAAAACAAAAACUAUUCUCCGAGGUUAGAAAAAAGGCCUUGAGGAGAGAUUUGCCUCAAUUUGAAAUUUAAAAAAUCUAUCUUAUCAUAACAUAACUCCGUAUCACAGUGUCCAAUCUCGUUCCCAAAGACUGGGAUCCUUUUGGUCAGCACUAACAGUUCCGCUGGACACGGCUAACGAAGGCUCUGGCCCAGGUCAUUUUUUCCCACAACACUCGACUACCUUGCGCCCUCACCUAGCAUUGUGCACGCUAGUCAGAACAAGGCUGGAGAGGGGGGGUGGGGAGGUUUGCCCUAAGAAUCUCCCUUAGACAUUCCCUUGUUUAAAACACUGCGUUAAUUUCAAACCCUCUUGCGGACGAAGCAAGACUUCUUCUUCCUCCUUUGAAUCCUUGGAAGAAAAGAAGAGACCUCUUCACGCAGGGUUGAUUUUCCAGUUGGUUUUCUACCUUAGAUUGUCAUGGGAGCCGUUCACCUGGGUGUUGUGGCAACGUACUUGUCCGAUCCUUUGAUCAGCGGUUUCACCACAGGGUCAGCGGUGUUGGUUGUAAUUAGCCAAAUGAAGCACAUUCUUGGUGUCAAGGUGCCGCAGUUUGCAAAACCAUUCGUUGCACCAAAGGUGAGACUAGAAGUCGUUCUGACUCUUCUGACGAGAGACCAGAAACUAGACGCAUUUUUAGUAAAAAGAUUUAUAACAAGUAUGAUUCGAAGAGGACCAACCACUACGCUUGAGCUAAACAAGCCUCCACUGUUUUAAUAAAUUAAUUUUUAAAAGUUGGAUGCAUUUUCCAAAAAAGCUAUAGCUUGCAAAACUACCAUUUCGUUUUAGCUUUCGUAUUUAAAUUUGUCAGUCCCACUGAGGUUUAAAAACAAUAGCCCUAAUUUGCACAAUAAACAACAAACUGAAGGAUUCUGAGAGCUGUAGUAAAAUAACGUCAUCGUAAAAUUGUCCUUUAGCAGCCAGAGGCUACAGAUGAAGGUUGGUUCCUAACAAUACGGCGAGCAGUGACGUCAUUAAAAUUCAAAAUGGUGCGCGCAUGACGCGAACUACAGAUACGAUUUCACUCUAACAUCAGUGCAGUCUUUGCCCUGAUUUCUGCUGACUUCAAUAAAUGUUUGACUUUAACUUUUCUUGUCUUUCAGGGCGUCAUCCAUAUGCUUAAGAAUCUCCCUCAUGCGAAUGUUGGUUCCAUCAUAACCGGCGUGUUGUGUCUCGCAGUGUUAAUUGGGCUAAAACACGUGAACGAACGUUUCAAAAACAAGCUCAAAGUUCCUAUACCAGGCGAACUGCUUGUGGUCAGUGUUAAUCUCCCAUAAUCUCUUCAAAAGUUAAAGUUUCAUCUUUAAAUGACUUUAGAAUGUCACAUUUGAGUAUUGAUUGAGGGUCCGAGUGGUGGGUCCACAUGUUGGUUGUCGGUAGCCGGUUAAAAUAUUUUUCAAAUAUUUUUCACCUGUUGCCUCUGGUCGGUUAACCUUAUUCAGAUCCUCUUGAUCACCAUUCUUGAAGGAAUGCCCUUUUUCGCUUUGCCGAAUUUCAUUGCAGUUUUUAGUUUUAGUCCUGAAUUUUUUUAUUGAUUUAAUUUGCCUGACUGACGAUUCUCCCUUCCUGUCACACACCCGUCAUUCGUAACACAAGAACAAAGUUAUGUUGUGAGAGCGACAAUCGAUGAAAUGCGAAACGACUGUGCUUGUUGAACGAAACAACUACACUGCAACCCCCAUUAAGCGGCCACCCUCUGUUAAGCGGCCAGUAAUCAAAGUCCCGAAAUUAUUGUAGAAAAGAAUAGGAACUUAAGUUUAGCUUCAUUUCAAGAAUAUGAUGAAGGAAAAAAAAGUCUGAGGUAGAAAGUGACAACCAAUUGUGGACCAGUAAUGCUUCUUUCGUCGCGCUUUUGUCUGAAAAUAAAGUGACGUUUCUACUAAAGAUUAUAGGCAGAUAUUGUUUUCUGAAGGUUGUCGAAAAAGGUCUUUUAUUUCUCUUUUGCUUCCUUCCCUAGGUGGUCGUGGGCACCGCAAUCUCAUAUGGAGCAGCAAUCAACAAAAACUUCGGAGUGUCUAUCUUAGGAUUUAUACCAAAGGGGUAAGCCAUACAUAAAUCAUCAACAACAGCACAAUUUUUUUCCAAAAUCAACUUGCAAAAAAACGUCCGUUUCACAGCUGACCAAAAACUGUAUCUAAAUUUAGAAAAAGACAUUUUCCAGGGCAAUGACGCAAUAUUUAUUAUUGGAAUACCGUUCAAAUCAAAUUUUGUUUAGAUGGCUGGCAAACAUUUUCAGCAUGUUUGAGUACAUGUACUUUCAUUUUGAGUGGUCAAUGUGUCUGCUACACCUUUUCAGUUCAUGUUACAAUUAAUGGCAUCAAACAGACGCCGGAUUACUAGUAAAGAAAUUACAGUCACUAUUUAAACGAAAAAGGUUGCCAUAGCGACAAUAGUAAAAUUUAAUUAAAUAACUCACGAAAGGGUUCGGUGGCUCUCAUUUUUAAUGGGAACGUUUUGUUCAGCAUAUCCAAAAUCAACUUAUAAAAAGUUCAAAAAAUCGUAAGGAGCGGGUUCAGAGCACCCUUAACGUUUUCUUUUUUCCCAAAAAAUUCAGCGAUUGUGCAAGAAGCAAGCGCGGGGAAUAUCGCCUCUUGCGCGAAGAAGCGAACCUGACAUACUCAUAGCCUAAAAGUAUCUUUUUUUUCUUAAUUUCAGUCUUCCCCCGCUGAGCGUGCCUAAUUUCUCUCUGGUGUCUAACAUCUUCUCAGAUGCCUUUGUCAUUGCAGUGGUUAUCUUUGCUACAAACAUUUCGAUUUCUAAAAUGUUUGCCAAGAAACAUGGCUAUUUAGUGGACCCAAAUCAGGUAAAUAUAGUAAGCCACCGUACACUUCUAUCCAAGCCAUUAAUUUUCUCUUUUCCUUCUUCUUCUUCUUUAUUGGUGUAUUCCUACCUUACUGUAUAUAAUGUAAAUAUUUUAUAGAAGUGUGGAUAAAAUUGAAUUGAAUUCUCGGUAGUCCCGAGUUCAAAUGCUUGUCCACGCUUGUAAAUAACCAACUGGUUUGCCUCCGGCCAGUUGUGAUUCUUAACCCUAUUAUGCUCGAUUUAAAUUACUUGUUUCAGUCAUUUGCUCGGCCCAACUAGCAUUAGUGCUAUAAAUACUGCCGAGGGUAAAUAACGGAAAUUAUUUUUUUUUAUUAUUAUGUCCUAAUAUGAUUUUUUGAUAACUGUUACUGCAAAAGAAGUCUUUUACUAAAUGUCAGCUGUAUUUUGUACAGUUUUAAGAUAUUUAGGGUAGAGAACGUGAGCCGAAUUUGUUUCUUAGGGCGCUGUUAGAAAAGUCAGAAUCGGCCGAUCAAGAAAAUGAAAUGGGCUUAGUCUUUCGAGAGUCAGAUAGAGUCAGUUCGUUAAAAACCCAUCCGGCUGAAGUGCAUUCUACUUAGCCUGGAUAAACUGAUCUGGCUGGACUGACUGAUUAAUAGUCGUAGACUUCCCUUUAACACUGGACUGGUCUUGCAGACCAGUUCUGACAAAUGGUAAGCGCAUCAUUAUCGGUGCGCUUGGACACGCUCACUCCAUAUUAACGCCGAAGGCCGUGCUUAUUUACAGGGCUAAUGAAAUCCAUUUUUAAAAGUUCUCUUAUAUCUACGCCAUAUCGACUUGUUUCCUUCCAGGAGCUGAUAGCAUAUGGUGCUGGUAACUUCGUCGGCUCAUUCUUUUCUUGUUUUCCGAUUUGCAACGCUUUGGCGAGGUCAGUGGUUGAAGAUAACCUCGCUGUCACACAGGUAACUUUUUUUUAUUGACCACAAAAUAACAACAUCUAUAUACAGCAUAUAAUAAAAAUAAAUAAAUAACAAAACUAACUACAGCCUUUACACGAAGUUUACAAGAAGCUCAUACACAAAAAAUUUAUAUUUGAACAGAUAAAGUAAAUUUUAAAAAAGUAUUAGAGAAUAAAAGCCUGUCAGUCGCCACGCAUAUUUAAUAUUGCUUGCCACAAUUUUCAAAGCGAUAUUGGUCAAAAAGCUUACGUAAAGUCACUCAGGUAACGUUAAUACCGGCCACAAAGGAUUGCUGCUUUUGAUCCAAACAUUGCCAACAUUAUAAUAUUGCACUAGCUUAGUUUAUCCUUGAAUAGCGAAAACUUGACCGCUACCGAGCAGGCAAUGACCGAUACGGCACAGAAAAACGCACCGCCUACUCUAUGUAAGUGCAACAAAGUUUUUAAAUGCUUACAGGCGCAGGUUGGUUCUGGUUGUAGAUGUUCUAAAGGUUUACCUUCAAUACGUUAAGAAACAAAUUGAUGGAGCACAGCUAGUUAAUGAAUAACACUUACUCACUGAGGUGGAUGUUUGCUCUGUAAACGAAAGCUUUUUCACCGGUUUCAUCGAUAAACUCAGGUUAAACAGACAAGCUCUACCUGUGAAAACUGUCAAACCGAAUUUCGUCGCCUUCUUCGUGAUUCCUCUUCGUUUAUUUGUGAAAUGUCUUCGUUUAUUACGGUAGCAAAUAGGAGGUGAAUAGCGAUGGAUAUCCCGAGUUUGAGAAGCCAAUCACGGAGCGCGAAAAACAUGCACUAUCCACUGUUUUAGUAUAUACUUAAGGUAGUUAUUACAUAUUCUAUUCCACAGCUUUGCAGUAUAGUUGUCAUCGUCCUGAUUCUUCUGGUGCUGCUGUUUAUUGCCCCGCUUUUCUUCCAUCUUCCCAAGGUAACGAAGGACUAAGUUCAUUUGCCAUCACCCUUUAGCGCCGGUUUAUCAGUGUGUUUUUAUACAGUUAUUGUAUCCUUUAUCCUGUUUCAGGCCAUCCUAGCUGCUGUUGUCAUCGCCAACCUUGUUGGUCUGUUGAAGCAAUUUUCCAGAUUUCCAGUUUUGUGGAGAAUAGAUAAACCAGACGCGGUGAGAUUUGGCUCACUAAAAAAUAAUCAUUACGAAACAAUGCCAGUGUAUCCAAGGAUAUCUAAGCAUUUGUAGUUAUUUGAGAAAGUGCAUCUUGUUGGAAGGCAGGAACCCUUUAGCAGGAUCGUGCAACUCCCCGCCAUACUUAGCUUAUACAAGGGCAUUUUCACAGAUCAGUUUAUUUUUAGCAACAUUGGGAGCGCCAACUACGCUUUCAAUACUUUUAAAGAACGCUCCAGGGAUAUGUUCAAAGUAAACUCGCAGUUCCCUUAAAUACGCGUGGGAACGCCCCAUGUAUCGUUAACAUAAAUACAUAGUGCAUUGUUGUAAGCUUUCUAGAAAUAAUAAUAAUAACAAUCUUUUAAUAGGAUGCUCCAUCACAAGAGUGGUUUACAUAGAGGUCCUAAUUACGAGAUGUAUAUUAUAUAAUACAAUUAAAAUAUAAAAAGGAUAGAUAGAAUAUCAAGAGUAAGCUGAUGAGUGCCUUUAAAACCAGAGGCCAAAAAUAGUAUCUCAUAGAAAUCACCAACCGACAUUAAUAGUGAGCUCACAGUACGCCGAGAGCACGCUCCACAUACGAGCUCACUAUUAAUUUCGGUUGGUGCUUUCUAUGAGAUGCUUACUAAAACACCUUUAACAUAUAAGUACUCUUCUGGCUGUACUAUGGUGUGCUAGGUGAUUAUUUCAACAUAGUACGUGGAUUCAAAGAUGCAGUGAAAUAGUAUUGCAGGGAGUUCAUAAAUUUCGCAGCCCAUCUAUUCAAACAAAUGCCUGACGAUUUCUUUAUUUUCAGAUUGUCUGGUUCGUUUCUUGUUUUGGAGUCAUAUUGAUGGGAGUGGAUGUAGGACUUGGUAUAGGGCUCAUUUGUGCAUUGUUUGUUGUUGUUGUAGUGCUUUCCAGGUAAGUAAACAAACGGACAAGAAAUUAGUAAGUCAAUUGAACAAAGCGAAAGAAUUAACUAUCUAUCAGAUCCGUCAGAAUGCGAGAAACCUGUCCCUUAGCUCUGUGAGUCUUCCUGUCUCGCCAUUAGUCAGUCCGACGGUGCCUGCAUUAUAAUGACUGUCUCUUUUGUCAGACCGAGUCCGUAAACCAGUCAGUCAGUCCUACCAUCAAUAAACCAGUUGGUCUAAUACUUGUUACAGACUGCCUUAGUUCCGCGGUUCUCGUUCUUUUCCCUUCCCUUCUUCCUCGCGCGCUCGAGAUCCCCGCCUUGUCCUUCCCUUUUGACCGCCUACCACGCAAGUGAGUUUUGAUUGGCUACCCGAGCAGACAAGAUGGAUCUAUCUUGCCUGCUUUGUCCCCUUCUUUUGCCCAUUUAGUAAAUCCUUAAUUGACCAAUUUUUCAUGGUCAAGAUAUCCGGAAAUUGGCCUUCUCCUUUUUACAUACUUAUGGGCCAUAAGAAGUUGAAGGCUGUAAAAACGCAAAAAAAAAAAAAGAAAACGCUCACGCUUGUCAAAUAACAUAUUUUGUUGUUCUCAGGUCGAACUAUGCUAUACUGGGACGUGUGACAGAAACAGAACUGUACCGUGAUACUGGAAACUGUCCUUUGGUACGUCUGUUAAGAUAAAAACGAUCCUUACCUACCCCCUGGUUAUUACUUUGUUAGUGUUGUUCCCUACACUUUAUAACAAUAGAAGAGACGGUAAAUAGUAAAUGUAAAUCAGUUUUAAGUUGUAAGUGUAGGCAUAUUCUUUAAAAAGCUCGUUCAGUCCGGAGGGCGUAUCUUAAUGAUGUUGUUUUUCUCUGAAGGCCACGGAGGUAUCUGGAAUAAAGGUGCUUAGAUUUGAGUCCACGUUGUACUUCGGUAAUGUGGAGCGCUUCAGGAAUGCCCUUUAUACGGUUACCGGACUGGAUCCCAACACUGAAGGACAACCAAAAAUAGAGGUAAGACUGCCAGCGGGCUACUUAAAUUUUAAUACAGCAUACCGUAAAUGAUCCAGUUGAAGUCCCCUCUCAAAUAAACUCCUCUUGUCUACUUGUAAUAAGCGCCUCCCCUACUAUGUGAAGUUGGUAUUAGACCAGCUCCUCUCUGAGAAACGCCCCCUGUCAAGAGAGAAGCUCAUUCUCUCUUGCCCCUGUCUAAUAAACGCCCCCUUCCCCCAUGAAAAUUACUACAAAAUACUGGGAAAUACAAAAAGGAGAAAAAUCGUUGGAUUUAUUCAGUCUCUUACUUUAACAAGGGUUUGUGUAUUGCAUCUUGUGUAUUGUAGCUUUAAUGUUUAGGUGUAUUAACGAUAACAACACAAUGACACUGAAACGAUAUGAAGGCGAUUUGAUAUUUAAAUAAUAUUAUUGGAUGGAUAUUCUACUAUUUAUUAUUAUUAUUAUUAUCUUGUUCUAUUUCAAGUUUAAUGUAAUUAGGAUAGGCUGCCGAUGACAACACAAUGAACCUGAACGACCAUUCUGAAAUCGGAGCUGAGAUAUGACUGAUAAUCGGUGGACUAGAUAUUUUGCUAUUUGUUAACCCUUUUAAUAUUUUCGCUGAAAGAACGCUAUUCACAGUUUAUCCGCCCUGGUUAUAAUAAUAAGCGCCCCUCCGCUCGCUCUAAUUGCUCACCCAGCCUGUUGUUUGUUUGUUUAUUUUUUUAACUGGUGAAAAAUUUAUAGAAAACGUGCCAGAAAACUUUUCUCCGCUUUCUUAUCAAUACCGCGUGGGUUUAUUGCUCUCCCAUUAAACCAUGACGAAAAGUUAUGUAUAUUGCUUGACUGGUCCGUGAUUGUUUUAUAAACAGAAAAUAAACGACAACAACGGCCAUAUGGCAGUCGAGGUCGAGACGUCAGAGAAACGAAUUCACACAGUUAUAAUUGAUGGUAGCAGCUUCACCUUCAUUGAUUCAAUGGCUUUGCACGCGAUUCCGUCGGUGAGUAUAUCUUUGCAUCUGAAGAGUGCAGCUUGUCUUUCUUCCAGUCCACGUUCAAAAACCCUUUUGUAGUCGCGUUGCUGGCGGGAAUUCGCGCGCGAGAGCUUUGCUUCGAACACGGGUAGUUACCGGUGGACUUCAAGUCGCCGAUGUCGGAAAAUUCCCUCGCAAGGCGCUUGCACGGGCGAAAAAAACUUCCACCCGGAGUCCCUGGCUCCCGCUUUGUACCAUACACAAGGUGAUAUCGUAUUUGGGAUCAUUAAAAUUUUGGCCAUUGGUUUUUAAUUACCCCCUUUUAUUGUGUAGUGCCUCUUUUUUAAAUCAUCCCUUUCAGUCGACACCUUAGUCCGUCUAAUAGCUUUUGUUGAUGUCCUGUACAAUAAAGUAACCUCUACCCUCUCUUCUGUUUCAGCUAAUGUCCGAGUUUAAAAAACUUGGAGUUGAUAUUUACCUGGCUGGCUGUUCCUGUAAGUACUUGUUAUAAAUUUCUCAGGCACAUCAUUUGAAUUAAAACCAAAAUUAAUACAUGCGGCCAGUGUCAAUCUCGCCGAGAAACUCAGUAGAAGUGAAGGAGGCCAUGUUUAAAGCUAAUACUUUGUUGCUGCCACUUGAUAUUCAGAAAGACUUUCCACUAGGUAGUGCAAUUGGCUUUCGGCCUGACCCUUAUCAGCUGAAUAGCGCUAUCCAGGUUUCACUCUUGAAUAAACGUGGAGUUUUUGAUGACGUACGAAAUGCAUGGCUUAGAAUCUCUAAGCAAACUUUGUGAUCUCCCGCGUGUUACAACCCCCUUUAAACUGUAAAUAAGGUCUUUUCGGUAUCUACGUCAUCGCUUUAUUUAUUUUCUCUUUUGUAAUUUAUUUUUAUUGCUUUGUUGCAGCGACUCUAACCAGAAAACUCACAAAUUCAUCUGAGAAGUCUGCGAUUACAGCAGUUGAUCAUCACGCACUGUUCCCAUCUAUACACGACGCUGUGAUGUCAGCCAUGCAGUCACGUUAAUGCUGUGCAACAUCGUUCCCAGGGCCGCCAGGAUCGCUUUCCUUUGUACUUUACAAAAAAAGGAGAGUUCCUGGGAAUGAGCGUUAUUUUACAGCACUCAGUUUAUUAAGGGAGCGCUCGUAGUUCAUUGGGAUAGCACGCUAUGGCGAUUUUGCAGUUUGAAAGAAUAUUACAUGGGUGCCCCUCACUCAAACCAACGAUACUUUUCUGUACAAAUUAAAAUGAUAUAGCAUAAUGUGCGUCUUUUCGAAAAAAUUUCAGUAGAUUUUCCUACCCUUUCAUACACUUUAACUCAUGCCGAAUUCCCUACCCUUUGAUUUACCUUAAGCCUGAAAAAGGUACCCCUUUCGGGCGGAGCCUCCCCGUAUAAGUCAUUAUAGGAGGUGCCCCCCGGGGGGUUUAGCCUCCCGAGCAGACGCUUCUGCCGAACGGAAUGCAUGGCGAAGCCCUAAGAACGUCUUUUUAGAAGGCUAUCUAAGGUUUAUGUUAUUGUUUGUCUGUUUUUUUGUUUUUUUUUUUUUUUUCAUCCGAAGGCAUUUAAAGGUUUUCAAAGAGGCAACGACACUUUCUUACUUCGCCAUUGUAUUUUGAGUGUUUUUCUUUAUUUGAAUGUACUAAGAGGGCAUCACUAUAUGAAUUUAGGAAGGUUAAGCCCCUGGUGAACCCAUUCCUAUCAGAAAGCUUUUUAAUAUAUUGUAACUUAAAUAGGAAGUACCGUGUGUAAUGUAUUGAGAUAUUUCUACCGGAAGUCUGGAUAUUUUGAGCUUGAUUUGAAUCAUGGGAUAUUGUAGAGCAUGCUUGCCGAUUAUCAUGGAGUUUUGAUUAAAGUUUGAUACGCUUGAUUUCGUGUCUCAAGUGCCAUCCUUGAAUGUGGAUCGAUCAUUACACCUUGAAGUUUCUUCCACUUUUUCGUGUAAAUUAUGCUGGAAGUAUGAGUUGUGAUAGCACAAUUUUUGGCAAAAUUUAUCCUUGCCAUAAUGAUUUUCAUCAUUUUCCCGAAAAAAGCGCUUUUGACAUAUUUUGUAUUUUUGGCUCGUUUUGUAUUGCGAAAUAGGUCAUUUAUUGAUCGAUGCCACCAUUAUUUUGGCACGAGAUCAGCAUAAUUUACCCGGAAGUAUGUAAUGAAGUAUGUGUAAUUUAACCUCCUGUUUCUAAUAUUAAAUUUGUUGACUUCAGGUAUAUUUGUAGUGUCUGACAGAAAUGUUUCGUUGUUAUUUUCUGCAUUGUACGUGCUAAUAUCAGCAAUUUCGAAAAAAGCUAGCAUAUCAGGUUUUGCCAUAAUUAAUGCUCAUAACUUUCUGAAAUGAUUUCAGAAAAUUCUGAUGAGCACUGCUAGUAUAGUGGCAUAUUAUGCUCCUUUACGAGCACAAUUUAAUGAAGCUUAGCUAUGUGGAUAAACUCUUUGAUCCACAAAAUGGCCUGUGAACAACAUAUACUUGUAAUGAAACAAUAGAGUUUAUGGUAGCGGGCCCAAAACAUAUUUAUGCCCAAGAAUAGAUUUAUGCCAAAGAACAUAGACUCUAUAACUAUUAUUAUCACUUUGUAGGCCGGUGGGAAAAUAAAGACUUCUC
This is a messenger RNA of Porites lobata, 13932 nucleotides long. Lineage: Eukaryota; Metazoa; Cnidaria; Anthozoa; Scleractinia; Poritidae. The record is from the annotation of a GenBank genome assembly.